This is a messenger RNA of Psylliodes chrysocephalus, 799 nucleotides long. Lineage: Eukaryota; Metazoa; Arthropoda; Insecta; Coleoptera; Chrysomelidae. The record is from the annotation of a GenBank genome assembly.
UGACAAUACUACUGUCAUUUACAAAUAUUUUAAUUCUUAAACUAUCAAUGUAGCUUUAUUUUAUUUGUUUACAUAAUUUCUUUAUAAAAAUUAUAUGAACUAGAUUAUUCGAAUUUUCGUAAUUAUGCCACUACCAUUUAUACUACAUACCCAUGAAGAACUUCAUCCCAAUUUGUUCCGAAGACAGAUUACGUUGCACUCUCCUACACGUCGUUUUUUGACGCCGUUCAUUAAGACAUCUGAUUGGGAAUGUUAUCCACUAUCUCGACCAAUUGACUGUAAUCCUUUAUGUCCAGAAAAGUAUAGCCUUUCCAGAUCCCACUAUAAUCGUCUUGGUAUCGAAACUGACGAAGACUGGAGUACAGCUACUAAAGAUAUGUUUAAAUAUCAAGAGAAUAAGAAAAGGAACGAUUUGGAAGUGAAUCCGGAUAAAUCUCUUGUUAAUUUCUUUACGAGUGUUAAAGAAGAAGGUCCUCCAAUCGAACUUCGACGAAAAGAUUGUAUACCUUUAGUUACAACCAUGCAGUAUUGUUAUCCAUCUCACUUCCCGAAAUCUGCGAAAAAAACUCCAAAACCAGAACCUCCAUUUCUCACCAAUAGAAAACUUGCUAUGGUACCAGGAAAGUUUAUUGAUGAAAAUUACAUGAGUAACUUGAAGCAAUUGCAAUGUAAUAAGAUAAAGAGACAUAUAUCGUACGAUCCCAUGAAAGAUGUUUAUACUGAUGGUAAACCUGCUAUUUCUCCAUCCCAUAAUAUAGCAGAAGAUUAUCAAGAACUUCUGAAACGGUACCAAAUAUAA